AUGAGAAACUUUGGAGAUCCCGCGGAAACGCUGUCGGGCGAAGUCGGAAGAACGGCAAGAGUAUGUAUAAUGCGAAAAAGCCAAACGGCAGGUGUAUAGUGCGUGCAUUACAUAGUUAUAAUAAUAUCGUUCUCGAUAUGUAUUAUAGUUAACUGUAUAUUUGUGUUUCAGUUCACGGAGCACCACGACUUAGUAACGCACGAAUAACGUUAUGUAUAGGUAGGUACCCGAAGAGAGUAUUUUUCUGCAGUUUUGAAUGUCGUCGGGUUUGGAUCGGAUGGCAACGAUGUAUAACGCACACGCUGCCGCAGUCACACAGUUACACAGAUACAACACUGGUACGCGAGUGUUUUUUUUUUUUUUAACUCUGGGGGUCUUACAAUGCGUCAUUGUUGUCUACGGUUAUAUUAUUAUUAUUGUGAGGAAAAAUAACGAAAUAAUAAUAACACAAAAUACAUAUAACUGUGUGUUCAGCUACUAUACAAUACAGCGCCGACGACGGGUCGUUUUUUCGCUCUUGACGUUUAUUUGAUAACCGCAUGUACGUCACGUAUUUCGCGUAAGACACGCGUAUGUAUUAAGCCGGUUAUUACCUAUACAGGUUUAGAAAAUAUUUAGGGCUCUAAGUGGCACAAAACGGCACCAAAGGGUACUUAUAGCUGUCAGAAUAGGAUUAAGGGGGGCAGUGGGGGCCAAUUACCCGGGGCCCGCGAGAAAUAGGGACUCACAAAGAUCAUAUUAUGAGUUGAAUUAAAUAUUUGAGAACUUUUUUCUUCCUUAUUUGUUCCAUUUUAAUAAAAUAAGUCUUCUAACUAAUAUGGACCCCCGGCGCACACAACCCGUGACCUCUAUUUUGAGCGUUCCGUGCAGUCAGGACCGUAAUGAGAACCCAGGAAUUAAACUGAAUGCAAAAAAAAAGGUCUUCCAUUUAGAAUUUAAAAACCAAUUGUUUAUAACGUAGGUAUGAAAUUCAUACUAUGAAUGAGUUCACGGAUAGAAGCCUUGUGAAUCAAAAUAUACUACUACUUUACGGUAUUUUGAGGGAGGGUGGAAAAUAACCCCGUUGUCCUCCUUGGAUCUGUCACUGAAAAAACGGACCAAAGAAAAAGUGCAUACUUAACUUAUUUUAUGAGAUACGAGGACAUCGGGAUUAAAUAGCGAAAUGGCAGUGUGUAGACGCAGAUGAAGGGGGGGGGUGAGAAUAAGAAAUAAAAAUAAGUAAAUCAUAAACGAUUCCAUAGUGAUGAAAAAAAAAAAAACCAAAUUCGCUUAAAAUUUCCCGAACAAAUUGUUGCAAGUUCGUGUUGAAUUGAUCACUCUGUGUUUAUAUAUGUAAUAUACGUAAGAAUAAUCGCAGAUGCAAGUAGCUCAAAUGUUAUAUAUUAUAGUAAUGUAAUGGUAGAGCUGAAGCAGUUAAGACUCCAUUAUUUAUUAUGCGUAAUUAGUAUUUAGUUGUUGAGGGAGGGAGGCCUCGUAAAAAAUAAAAACAAAACAUUUUCGAAAACAUUAUUUGUUUUACAAUAAACCAUUUUAUAAAACGUUGAGAUACGUUCUGUUGUAACAUCUCUAGGAGUCAGGAGGUCGGAGUCAGAUUUGUUUUGUCUUCUGAAAGUGCUUUCCGGACAAAUCGACGAUGAGCGCGAUUUCUCGGAGCUGUCCUCCGACGUUACUGUACAAGUUACCCAGGUCCGGUCAAGAGCCAAAUUUCACAUUCCAUUGAUACGUUCAAAUUACGCCGCGAGUCCAGCCGUAGCGUUUUCGCAGUGUAACCGGCGAUAUCCAGUUUUUCUGCGCGGCAGGAACCGGCUGCCUGUCGAGGGCGGCUGGAUACGGAACAGCCGGCCCAACGGACGUUUUGAAUAA
Cinara cedri is the source of this 1863-nucleotide messenger RNA. The record is from the annotation of a GenBank genome assembly. NCBI's taxonomy places the organism in Eukaryota, Metazoa, Arthropoda, Insecta, Hemiptera, Aphididae.